This is a messenger RNA of Rhizopus microsporus ATCC 52813, 2247 nucleotides long. Its product is annotated as exocyst complex component Sec6. Gene Ontology annotation, cellular component: exocyst. The transcript is spliced from 2 exons. Gene Ontology annotation, molecular function: SNARE binding. The record is from RefSeq and is a predicted model, not a curated record. Gene Ontology annotation, biological process: exocyst localization; exocytosis. NCBI's taxonomy places the organism in Eukaryota, Fungi, Mucoromycota, Mucoromycetes, Mucorales, Rhizopodaceae. Bases 1 to 2247 code for a protein of 748 amino acids.
AUGGAAGAUGCAAGAGAAGCUGCAGUAAAUAAAUUAGCUGAAUUACUAAAGCAUCCAGAUGAUCUUAAUUCAAAACUCAUCACACUUAUCCGUAAAUUAACUAAAGAAAAAGCAACUAUUGAUGCACAACUCAACACGGGAGUUCAGUCUCAACUUGACCAUGUCCAAGAAGGUCUCGAAACGCUGACGAUAUCCAGCCGAAAUAUAAGCAGAGUAAAAGAUAAUAUGCGUUGUAUCGAUACAUUAUGCUAUGAUGCUCAGUCAAUGAUUAAAGACUUUCCUCGCAUCAACAUGGCAAGUUACUUUCUAUUUAUAUCUCAAGUACAUCAAAACUUUGUAGCAACAGAAGCUAAAGUACGAGCAUUUCAAAAACUAUACCAACAAUUGGAUGAUUUAGAAGACAUGUUUGCACCUAUGCGAAAUGACAUCUACUCUCCUCACGACUCACUUCUUCGUGUUCACUAUCACCUAUUCAAGCUUGAAGAGUUUCGUGAUGUGACAAUGCAUCAAGCGCGCGACUCGCCGCAUGAUGUUCUCAUUACUCUCAAGACAUAUUUCAGAAGAGUUGACGUUCUCUCGGACGACUUUACGCAGCAUCUUUGGCAUCUCACGCGAAACCUGAUACCCCUCGUCGAAGAAGGAUGCGGAUCUACCAUUGUGAAACUAGUCAAAAUCAUCGAGUGUGAGGAAACAGCAGAUGAAAAAGCACUGGCGGCCAGGCAGGCGCAGUCGAGUCAUCAAGACCUUCAGAAUCAUAAAAAGUGGAGACUGGCAGAGGGCAACCCGCGUACGAUCAAGUCGUAUCGAGUCGAAUUCUUUGAACAGCUUCAUCAAUCACUUCUUGAACAUUUUGAAGAGAUAUUUCGACCUUACAAGGAGAACGAAGAUUGGCAAGGCGCUCUAGAUGCAACCGAUUUUAUCUUUGACGAGCUUGAGUUGGUAUAUGAUGAAGUGGUGCCCAAGUUUCCAAAAAAGUACAAAAUAUUUCCUUACUUCGUACUCGAGUAUCAUCGACACACGUAUGACUUGUUAAAUGAAAUGGUUCACCAGGACUUGGAUGCAGGUACUAUCUUACGCUUACUGAGGUUUGUGAGGGAUUAUUAUGCGACCAUGAGCACUCGUCUGGGGGUUACGGAGGAACUCCUGGAACCUCAGCUCUUGGAUGGACAGGAACAAUCGUUGGUAGGCGAAUAUCUCAAGCUUGUGCGUCAAAAGUUAGUUGAAUGGACGUCCAACCUGAUGUCAGCCGAAUCGCGCGACUUUGUCACUCGUGAUACUUCUCCAGAGAUGUCGCCUGAUGGACAGUUUGGCCUGUCGGGCGCUGUGGACCUAUUCCAAAUUAUCAAUCAACAAAUCGAUGUCGCUGCUGAAGCAAAUCAGGGCAAGCUGCUUUAUCUUGUAGUCAACGAAUGUCACAAGGUCAUGAAGGAUUCACAGAGCUUUUGGAAGAAGCUGCUAGCUUCCGAACUUCAAAAACAAUUGGAACAACCUGGUGAUGGCUUUAUAGAGUACGUGAUGGCUCUUGCUAACGAUCAAAUUAAAUGCUCAGACUUUGUGAAUGAUAUCUUGAACCGUGUGCCCUCUAUUGUGGAUGCCAACUAUAAAUCACAAGUAGAGGAAAAACUAUCGACAGCCAUCGACGGUUACUUACAGAUUGCAGCCAGUGCACGAGAAGCCCUUUUGGAAGUGACCUUUAAUGAUAUUAAGCCGGUGUUUAAUGAACUGUUUACCACUACUUGGUACGAGCAACCUUUGGUUCCGUCUAUCAUUGAGACCUUUAAAGAUUACUGCAGCGAUUUUGUUCAUUUGAAUCCAUUUAUCUUUGACCAACUGAUACGCGACAUGCUGGAUCGUUUCUUGAUGCUGUAUUUAGAGGCUAUGAGGCAUAAGAAUGCCAAGUUUUUGAUGAAUUCGUGCCUGGAACGUAUUGAAAACGACGUACGCAUCUCAUUCAAUUUCUUUGCAAAGUAUACAUCGGUGAAGGAAAUGGAAGAACACUUUGAUGUAUUAGAAAAGGUGCAUACGUUACUAGAAAGUAAUCGACGCAUGGUCUUUGUGGACUAUUAUACGCUCAGACAAGCCUACCCUGAUGUGCCUCUGGCGUUUGUUGAAAGCAUCUUGAGCAAACGCGAUGAUUUAGACAAAUCGACGUUUAAAGAGAUUAUGGAAGGCAUCAAAACAAAAGCUCGUGAAUAUGAACCAGAUACUAAUACCCCGCCAACCAUCUUUAGUCGAAUCAAGUGGUAA